Molecule: messenger RNA, 1473 nt
Organism: Pseudocercospora fijiensis CIRAD86
Lineage: Eukaryota; Fungi; Ascomycota; Dothideomycetes; Mycosphaerellales; Mycosphaerellaceae
Exons: 3
Source: RefSeq, a predicted model, not a curated record
AUGCUUGUCUUGACCUCUCUACUACUACUGUGGCCUGCGCUUCAUUGCUCUGCUUUGUCAAAGAAAGAUGCCCGGGUGAGAACGAAACUAACCAAGCAGCUUCCUCCCGGAGAAGUCUUCAUUCAAGAUGCGGACUACAAUGCUGGUAGAUACGGGUACUACGUUAGCCAGACCUUCAAGUCGACGAAUGUCACUGCUCCUCGGGUGAACAUGCUGAAGCCCUUCACGAACUGUGAUGAUGGCAGCUUUCUUUUCGUCACUCCAAGAGGAGUGGCAACCGAGACUCCAACCGCGGCCAUUCUGGAUGCAUCAGGAAGUCUAAUAUGGACACCCAACGCCUACUUCGGACAGAUCUACAACUUUCAAGUCCAGGACUACAAAGGCGAAUCAUACCUAACGUUCUGGGGAGGCAAUGAUAGCGUUGGUGGCCAUGGUUCAGGCCAUUACUACAUGUACGAUCAGAACUACCGGCUCGUUCGCAAGAUAUCGGCGGCCAAUGGCCUCGGAGCGGACCUCCAUGCCUUCACGAUAUUGGAAAACGGCAACGUCCUGUGCACUGUCUAUGAAAAGACUCCAGUGGAUCCGCAAGUCAUUUUCAACCACAAAGCCAUCGCUUCGACCUUCAUGUGGGAUUCGCUCUUUCAGGAGUUCUCUCUUGAGACUGGAGGAUUGGUCUUUCAAUGGCGAGCCUCCGAAUUUCUGUCCCUAGAUCUCUCAUACGCAGACAAGCGACCUGCGACAUCCAAAGAGCCCUGGGACUGGUCCCACAUCAACAUGGUCGAGAAAGACGCAGCUGGCAACUACCUGGUAUCUUUGCGCCAUCUUCGCUGCAUCGUGUACGUUUCGGGCUCGACCGGUGAAGUGCUUUGGAGGCUUGGUGGCAAGGACAGUUCUUUCACGGACUUGUCUGGCGGCGAGGCUUCUCUGAUGGUUGGUCAGCACGAUGCUCACUGGGACGAAGGCCACCGCUUCAUCACAUUCUUCGACAACAGGGCGGACUGGGCUUUCGAGCUGGAGCAUGUCUCUAAAGGACGUAGACUCGAGGUGGAUCUCAAAGAAAUGACAGUGAAGGUCAAUGCGACGUACGUCCAUCCGCGGAAAAUCUUUGCCUUCUCACAAGGCUCCUACCAGACUUUGCCAAACGGGAAUGUUCUGAUCGGCUACGGCUACUCAGCUGCCGUGACCGAGUAUGCACCUAAUGGCACAGUCCUCUGCGAUGCUUAUCUCCAGCCCUCCAGCCGAUUCUCUUCGGGAGAUGUCCAAAGCUAUCGCAAUCUCAAGUUCAACUGGACCGGAACACCAUUGACACCGCCUGACGUCUUUCUGGAGGGCAAGAGCUUAUUUGUCUCUUGGCUUGGUUCGACGCAAGUCCGGAGCUGGGCACUUCAAGAUUCUUCCUUCAAGGACGGUAGAUUUAGGCCUGUGCUUCAUGCGGAGAAGACGGGCUUCGAGACGCAGAUCAAGCUGCCUUCA